AUGGGAAAUAAUAAUGUCUGCUUAGGAGAAAUACAAAAAAACACAAUUAAUUCUGGAUCUCCAAACACAAGAUGGAAAAGAGAAGAUUUAAAAUCAGGUUCUUGUGUUUAAAGUCUAAUUGAUAAAGAAAAUAAUAAUUUUUUUAAGAUGGUUUAAUGUGGACCAGCAAUACCUUAUUAUCGAAAUGAACAUUCAGCCUAAAGAUGGGGUUAAGCUAUUGCAACAUUAAAUUAGAGAGAUGAUGUUGAGACAACUAUCAAUCUGUUAUAUAGAAAACCUGAAUUUGAAGAACUAGUGCUUCUGGGACCUCCUAAAUAGUAUAGAUGGGCAACUUGGGAGGUUCUUCUAACUAAUGGGUAGGUUUAAUUAUCAUAUGAAAAAUAUUUGGAAUAUAUGCCUAAUGAUAUCAGAAUCAUUCUUAAAGAUAUUGAUAGAACAUUGAUCAAUCAUGCUCUAUUUAAACAUGAGAAUUGUGGUUAAGAAUAGCUUAAGAGAAUUUUAUGUGCAAUAUCUAAUGCAUUACCUGGAGUGGGUUAUUGUUAAGGAAUGAAUUUUGUAUGUGCUUUAACAUUGAUUGUAUCUGGUUGUGAUGAACAUAAGACAUUUUAAUGUUUUAUGUAAAUGUUAACAAAUGAGAAACACUUGUUAUGUUUUAAUUUUUGUAAUGAAAUGCCUUUACAUUAUUUCUUUAUAAAAUUGAUACAUUAUUAGAUUGGUAAGAAGUUUCCAAAAUUAAAUAUAAGAAAGGUGAAUGAUUCACUUUGGAUAAGCAAGAUGAUUUUAUCACUAUUUAUAUAUGUAUUUAAGUUAGAUGAUUGCAUUCGUUGUUGGGAUUAUCUAAUGGUAAGGGGAAUGAUUCGUGGGAUUCCUGAAUUAAUAUUAGGAUUUAUAGAUGUGACAUAUAAAUAAUUAGAAUAGUUUAAAGAGGAAGAUUAUGGAUUUAAUUUUUAAGGUUAUGAAACAAGCAUAAUAUAAUUUAAUGUAGGAGAAUUGAUAUAUGCUGCAAAGUAGAAACAUAAGAUUGAGAGAUAAUUAAUUUCAAGAAUGGCAAAUAAGAUAAGAAAGAGUAAGCCAUCUUAAUUGUUAGAUUUAUUAUGUCAUUUUGAUAACAUACAAACUUAUAAAAAGCAUGUUGACUUUUAUAUGAAGACAAUAUAAGAUUUUAACUGA
Messenger RNA from Paramecium sonneborni, 1170 nucleotides. The record is from the annotation of a GenBank genome assembly. NCBI's taxonomy places the organism in Eukaryota, Ciliophora, Oligohymenophorea, Peniculida, Parameciidae.